This is a messenger RNA of Onychostoma macrolepis, 1384 nucleotides long. RefSeq names its product X-ray repair complementing defective repair in Chinese hamster cells 4 (gene xrcc4). The coding region runs from base 135 to 1196 and encodes 353 amino acids. Gene Ontology annotation, molecular function: DNA binding. Lineage: Eukaryota; Metazoa; Chordata; Actinopteri; Cypriniformes; Cyprinidae. The transcript is spliced from 9 exons. The record is from RefSeq and is a predicted model, not a curated record. Gene Ontology annotation, cellular component: DNA-dependent protein kinase-DNA ligase 4 complex; DNA ligase IV complex; nucleus. Gene Ontology annotation, biological process: double-strand break repair via nonhomologous end joining; positive regulation of ligase activity; response to X-ray.
AAUGACGUCACCGGUACGGCAGCCUGGAAGCGCGAAGCGUCGAAAAGCCGGAUGUGAGAGGGAAGUGAAAUCUGCAGAAGUGUGUUAGUUUGAAUUAAAAUUAAUUUAACAUACAACAGCCAUUUCCUUUCGGAAUGAGGUGUCGCAGCACUAGCGUACGUCAGAUCUCCAUUGCCUCUGAGCCUCGUCGCACGUUUUUUCUUAAGCUAGAGUGGGCUGAGGAUCUUGGAUCUGGCUUUGUUAUACUUCUGUCCGAUGGCGUCUCUGCAUGGAGUGGUGAAGUUUCAGAGGAGGAUGUGUCCCAUGAAGCCCAGGAGAUCGAGAUGGAGCUGGAGAGGUAUGUUGGUGACCUGCACCUGGCUCUGACCGGAGAGGGACCGGCAGCGGAGGGGGAAUACAGCUUCCACCUGACACCUGAGAGACCCGGCCGCCCCCUGCUGCAGCUGUCUUAUGAGAAGGUGCAGAACGACAUCUCGUUCAGGCUCGGCGUGGUGGAUCUGCAGGCGGUGCCUGAGCCCACUGAAGUCAUAAGGGAGCUCAUUAGUCAUGGCCUGGAGCAGAGUGCACGUCUACAGGCCAAAAACCAGCACCUGCUCGAGGAGAACCAGAAGCUGAGGAGAGAACAGGAACACAUCACUAAAGAGAUGGAGAGGUACGUCCAGGGGAAGGAGACGUUGGAGAGAGACCUGUACAGCCGGUUUGUGCUGGUCCUAAACGAGAAGAAAGCCAAACUCAGAGCCCUGCAGAAAAGAGUCAAAGAGCUGGAGGAAUCUAUUGAAAAGAAUCGAUUGAGAAAGAAAAAGGCAGACAGCGAAGAGCACAAUGCGACGGAGACUGCGGCAGAUAAGAGUCCUGGAGAAGAGAGUGAUUAUGGAGGCAGUACAGAAGAUGAACAGGAGGCUGAACCCAGACAGCCUGACCCGAAGCCUCUUACACAAGAGAUGCCAGAAAGCAGCCCGAUGGACGACAGCUUAAAUGACAUCACAGAUGUGGCGCCCUGUCGAAAACGCCGCCACCGACAUCUCCAACAGCUGGAGAGUCAAGCCAAACGAGCAGCGCUGGACCAGCGACAGAGAUCCAGAGAGAAGCCGACCGAAGAGGCCAAAGCUGAGACGAGCAAAACGUCAAACGUCAAACCGAAACCAGCAAGCGCUGCUGCGAACCUUGAUCCGGACGACCUGUUCGAUGAUAUAUGACCCUGUUUGGGGCCUAAUGAGCACCGUUUAUGAUAAGCAUGACUUUUGUACUGUUUUUAAACUGUAGGAGUAAUAAAAUUGUACGUUUUAAAAGUAUUUUUAUAGUAAAGCUGAAUUGGCUAAACAAUAAAAGUUUAAAAAAGAACACUAUACUUUUUAAUGGCAAGUGGAGCAAAAUUAUGAAUUAG